Molecule: messenger RNA, 2675 nt
Organism: Silurus meridionalis
Lineage: Eukaryota; Metazoa; Chordata; Actinopteri; Siluriformes; Siluridae
Gene: prkci
Product: protein kinase C, iota
Exons: 18
Coding region: 250-2025 (591 amino acids)
Biological process (GO): establishment or maintenance of cell polarity; protein phosphorylation
Molecular function (GO): protein serine/threonine kinase activity; ATP binding; protein binding
Source: RefSeq, a predicted model, not a curated record
GCGGCAGGAGAAGUUUGAGCUCUUGAAGGUGUUCCUGUGAGAGGAGCUCCGGCGCGCGCCUUCGCACUUUUUUAUUGAACGUACGCGGAUCAUUCCGGAGAUUUCUUUUUCUUUUAUUAUUAUAGAUUUUAUUAUUCGAAUAAAUAAAUAUCACGUUUUAUUCGGGUUCUUUUGAUCGUCUUGUCUCUCAGACGACUGGCAGUUAGCGCAGUUAGCUUGGCUAGCACUCGCUCUCUCCCGGAGCUGAGGAUGCCGACUGUGCGGGACAGCAGUGCGAGUCACCCGGGGGAACAUCUUCACCAGGUCCGGGUCAAGGCCUACUACCGCGGGGACAUCAUGAUCACACACUUUGAGCCGUCCAUCUCAUAUGAUUGUCUGUACAGUGAGGUGAGAGACAUGUGCUCUCUGGACAAUGACCAGCUCUUCACCAUGAAGUGGAUAGAUGAAGAAGGAGACCCCUGCACAGUGUCAUCUCAGCUGGAGCUGGAAGAAGCCCUCCGUCUGUACGAGCUGAACAAAGACUCUGAGCUUAUCAUCCACGUAUUUCCAUGUGUCCCAGAGAAACCCGGUAUGCCGUGUCCAGGAGAGGACAAGUCAAUAUAUCGGCGUGGAGCUCGGCGCUGGAGGAAGCUGUACUACGCUAAUGGACACGCCUUCCAGGCCAAGCGCUUCAACAGGCGUGCCCACUGUGCUAUCUGCUCUGAUCGGAUCUGGGGUCUCGGCCGUCAGGGCUACAAGUGCAUCAGCUGCAAACUGCUCGUCCACAAGAAGUGUCACAAACUCGUCACGCUGGAGUGUGGCAGGCAGAUCCAGGAGCCAGUGUUUGAGCGAGUGGAUCAGGUGCCACAUCCAUCUGAACACCCAGAACCAGUUCUCCCUAAUAAGAACUCCAGCGAGAGCAUCAACCACAUGGGAGAGGAGCAUGAGGUCAGAGGUCAAGCGGUGAGCAGCAGGGACCCGGGGAGAGCCCCCUCCAGUCUGGGUCUGUCUGAUUUUGACUUGCUCAGGGUGAUUGGGCGAGGGAGCUACGCCAAGGUGUUGCUGGUGCGCCUGAAAAAGACCGAGCGCAUCUACGCCAUGAAGGUCGUUAAAAAGGAGCUCGUUAACGACGAUGAGGACAUAGACUGGGUCCAGACAGAGAAACACGUUUUUGAACAGGCCUCUAAUCACCCGUUUCUGGUUGGCCUUCACUCUUGCUUCCAGACUGAAAGCAGACUCUUCUUCGUGAUUGAGUAUGUGAACGGAGGAGACCUGAUGUUCCACAUGCAGCGACAGAGGAAGCUUCCAGAAGAACAUGCCAGGUUCUACUCUGCGGAGAUCAGUCUGGCACUGAACUACCUGCAUGAGCGAGGCAUCAUCUACAGAGACCUGAAACUGGACAAUGUCCUGCUGGAGUCUGAGGGACACAUCAAACUCACUGACUAUGGAAUGUGCAAGGAGGGUCUGAGGCCUGGAGACACCACCAGCACAUUCUGCGGGACCCCGAACUAUAUUGCCCCGGAGAUCCUCAGAGGAGAAGACUAUGGGUUCAGUGUGGACUGGUGGGCGUUAGGGGUGCUGAUGUUUGAGAUGAUGGCAGGCAGAUCUCCAUUUGACAUUGUGGGCAGCUCUGACAAUCCGGACCAGAACACGGAGGAUUAUUUAUUCCAGGUAAUCUUGGAGAAGCAGAUCAGGAUCCCAAGGUCUUUGUCAGUGAAAGCAGCCAGUGUACUAAAGGGAUUCCUCAACAAGGACCCGAGGGAGCGUCUGGGUUGUCAUCCUCAGACAGGCUUUGCUGACAUUACAGCUCAUCCUUUCUUCCGAAAUGUAGACUGGGACCUGAUGGAACAGAAGCAGGUGGUUCCUCCCUUCAAGCCAAACAUCUCAGGGGAAUUUGGACUUGAUAACUUUGAUGCGCAGUUCACCAACGAGCCUAUCCAGCUCACCCCAGAUGAUGAUGAUGUGGUGAAGAAGAUUGACCAGUCGGAGUUUGAAGGCUUCGAGUACAUCAACCCACUGCUGAUGUCAGCGGAGGAGUGUGUGUAAAGAGAAGUGUGUGUAAAGAGAAGUGUGUGUGUGUGUGUGUGUGUGUGUGUGGCGUGUGUGUGUGUGGCGUGUGUGUGUAGUGUGCUUACACACUCCUCCAACAUCUGAGACAGAUAUGGACUGUCUGUGCACGCAUGUGUGUGCAUGUGUGUGUGUGUGUGUGUGUGUGUGUGUGUGUGUGUGUGGAGCUACAACUUUUUUUGCCAAAUUUUUUUACUUCACAGUUCUGCUCCUCACACUCUGUCUCCUUCUACUGGACCUUCAGCACUAAUGACCAAAUUAUACACUACAUGUUUAUACACACACACACACACACACACACACACACAGUAUAUUUUGCAAUUCAUAUACAUAAAGUACAUUCAUUAAACUUUAUUUUUCGUUCCUCACACACACACACACACACUACAUUCUACACAUUACUCUUAUACUGUGUACUGUAUGGUGUGUGUGUGUGUGUGCGCGCGUGUGUGUGUGUGUGUGAGAGAGCUCUGGCAUUCCCUCCUGUUUUGAGAUGAUGAUCUGAAACACUAAUGAACUUCUACUGUUCUGAUUUCUGUUAUUUUUAUUAUUGCUGUUUCUUUGAUGAAGCUGGAAAAUGUUAAAAACUCUGUUUUAAAUAAAAACACAUGGGACAAUAUCGACUCUCA